Molecule: messenger RNA, 702 nt
Organism: Hemibagrus wyckioides
Lineage: Eukaryota; Metazoa; Chordata; Actinopteri; Siluriformes; Bagridae
Product: cornifelin-like
Exons: 4
Coding region: 159-500 (113 amino acids)
Source: RefSeq, a predicted model, not a curated record
GGUCUCCAUAUCCUUAGUCUUCCUCAUUGCUUAUAAAAAUGCCAGGAUACUGAGGGCUGUGCUUUACUGAUACUCUUACACACUCGCUGUCAGUGACUGAAAACCAGGUUAAUUGUGAACCAGUAGAAGAUCUGCACAGGACAAAUCCCUGCACAGUCAUGGCUGUCCAACAGCAGAUUACCACAGUGACGACAACAGCCAGAAGCCACAGUUCAGGAAACUGGAGCACAGGCCUCUUUGACUGCACAUCUGACUUGAAUACCUGCUGCACUGCUCUCUGCUGUUUCCCAUGUUUGCAGUGUCAGACUGUUUCUGAUUUUGGAUGGUGUUUCCUCAUGCCCCUGCUGGACUGCUGUCUUACCGUCUCCUGCUGCCUUCGCAGCAAAAUGAGGGAGCGCUAUAACAUCCAAGGCUCCAUGGCUGAAGAUUGUGCCACUGUGCUAUGCUGUUACCCCUGUGCCUGGUGCCAGAUGUCACGUGAAUUAAAGGCCCAUCGCUAGACAGAUUUUUUUGCUUGUUAUGUAAAAAUGUGCAUCACUGCAGAGCACAUUGCUUGCUUUUUUUUAUUGACUUACAGCUCACCAUAUAAUGAAGAACAUGUUUUACAAAGUAUUCAUAGUUUUUGUUGGAUUUAGCUGGUGUAGCUUUGCAUUUUGCUAUUAAUAAUUUAAGCAAGCAAAUAAAGACUUACUUAAACUGCGA